CACAGACAGAGACACACGGACACAGACAGAGAGAGACACAGACAGAGAGAGACACAGAGAGACACAGACGGAGAGAGACACACGGACAGAGAGAGAGACAGAGUGAGAGACAGCGGUGGUGGUUUGCUGAGUUGCUGUUCCGAGUACUCUACUCUCUACCAGGUACUCUCUACCAGGUAGCAUGUCUGCUGGAUCUGCAUCGUAUCGAAUCCUCCUCCUGCUGCUGCUGCUGGGAUACUCCACCACAUCAUCCGCUGAGCCAUGCGGUUCCAGCGAGGGGCUCACCGAGGCCACUGGCAUCCUCCUGAACGUCCUCCGGCGAGCUGAGAGUGCCGCUGGUGGUGCCGCCGAUGAUGCCGCCGAUGAUGCCGCCACCGAUGAUGCCGCCGAUGAUGCCGGCGGUGAUGCCGGCGGUGAUGCCGGCGGUGGUCACGUUGCUGGGGGCCGCUGCCAGUCCCUGUUCACCUGCCCCAGUCCGCUGAUUCAGCUGGGCCUGAGCCUCGCGCAGGCCGGCGAGACCUGCUGGAGGGACGGCAGCGGCGCCGGAGACGCCGACCUCCGUCGCCGCCACAAGGCACUGAGGGACGCUCUGCCUGGGGUGGUGGUGUCGGAGCGAGGCCGUCCCGGCCUGCUCGCUCUACUCCUGCUGUGGCUGCGCUCUGCCGGCGAGCGUGUGACGAGUGGCGUGAGGGUCGGGCGCGAGAAGGUCGACGUGGGGAGCUCCCUGAGGCGGGCCGUGGACACGGAGCGGAAGUGGCUGCGUCGGCACGCGUGUCCUCUCAGCAGCUUCUACGCGCUGUCCCUGUCCGCGCUGUCUCUCUGCGUGUCCGACCUGCCCGUGGAUCCCGACGUCGCCUCGAUCCUCGUCGACGCCUCGUGGGAAGACUUCCAGCGAUGCCCCGGAGACAAACACAGCACGAUGUCCAUGUGCUCGCUGGCCCUCUCCUGCGUCUCCUCGCGCCCCGCCGCCCGCUCCGGCCUCUCGCCGAAGCUGGCGGCCGAUGUAGAGCUGGCGGCCCGCGGCCUUCUGCGACGGCUCCAGGCGGCGGAGGCGGAGGCCUCCGAGCCGGCGACGUCCGUCUACGGCUCCGCCGUGGCCAUGCAGGCGCUCACAGCGGGCCAACGCCUGCUGGACCUCUCCCCGCAUGGCUGGGACUGCGCGGCGAGCGAGCGGCGCCUCGUGGCCGCCACCCUGGCCGGCCGCUUCGGCAACCCGGCGGCGGCGGCCCACGGCCUGCUGGCGCUGAGCGGACGCAGCCUCUACGACGCCGCCGCCGCUAGUCCCUGCGGCCGCCACCACGGCCGUCACCACGGCCACAGCGGCGGCCACGGAGGCGGCCACGGAGGCGGCCACGGAGGAGGCCACGGAGGUGGCCACGGAGGAGGCCACGGAGGUGGCCACGGAGGAGGCCACGGAGGAGGCCACGGAGGAGGCCACGGAGGUGGCCACGGAGGGCCGCUUGACACGCACCUCGUCCGGCGUGGGGGCGCGCCAGGCGACGGGGAGGAGGUGGAGGCGGAGAAACGGAGCGCAGGUGAGCCGCUCGCUCGCGGAGAGGCCGGGCGACUCGGGGCGGCGGGCGCGCCGGUGAGCGAUGUGGUGAGCGAGGAGUACCGGGUGAGCGAUGCGGUGAGCGUGGAGUACCGGGUGAGCGAUGCGGUGAGCGGACGCCUCCAGCGGGCGGUGAGAGUCCGCGUUCCGCCGGGGUCCUCGGUGCUGCGAGUGAUGGAGGCCGCAGAGGAGGAGGACGCGGAGAGAUUCCGGUUUGUAAGCGUGCCCACCAUCUGGGGCCCCUUCAUCACCUCUGUCGCUGGUCUCCCCGCCGACCCCGCGCUGGGCACCUACUGGCGUGUCCUCGGCCCCAGCGGCAUCCCUACAGACCAAGGCGUUGGCGACGUCAUCGUCACGGACGGAGACGUCAUCACCCUGCAGCUCUACAGCAGCGCGUCGGCAUCGCUAGUGGGGGGUGCUGCUGGUGGGGGGUGGUAGUUGCGG
Messenger RNA from Petromyzon marinus (sea lamprey), 1996 nucleotides. The record is from RefSeq and is a predicted model, not a curated record. Lineage: Eukaryota; Metazoa; Chordata; Hyperoartia; Petromyzontiformes; Petromyzontidae.